AUGGAAUCGAAUGAUAAAGAAAAAGAUAAAUUAUGUGCCAUUUGUAUACGUGAUAACAAGGAAAGUAAGGCGGAGUCCUGGUGCCAUGACUGUGCAGAGGCUAUAUGUGCAUCCUGUAAGCAUCUCCAUCAGAUAGUUGCUCAACUUCGGAAACACAAAAUUUUAACGUUACCUCUUGAUGGGAAAGACGACCAGUUUAAUUUCCCGGAACUAGACGAACCCUGCCAUUUGCAUCAAGGCAAAUAUGUAGAAGUUUUUUGUUUGGAUCACGAAACUCUUUGCUGUAGCGUUUGCUUUGCAACGCAGCAUAGACAUUGCGAACGUGUGGAAGCUUUGGACGAAGUUUCUAAAAAUAUGCCGAAUUCAGUUGUGGAAUGGAAUAUUGACGCUCUUUCAAAACUCGCAAAGAUUAUAGAAGAAACUGCAGAACAUAAAGAAAAUGAAAUAUUGCGCAACAAUGCCAAAAAGGAAGAAAUUCUGAAAAAUGUAUCCACAGAAAUUGCAAAUAUCAAAACUAAACUUGAUGACUUACAGCAACAGUUUGAAAAAUCCUUCUUGAAGAAGCAUGAAGAUAUUGAAGAGAAACUCAAACAAUGCAUUUUGGACAUGAAGCAGUAUCUAUUAACUGUCAAAAACGGAAGAACCCUUCUUUCUGCAGUUCGAAAAAGGGACUCAAGUAAGCAAACGUUUCUGUGCUCAUUAAAGAUAUUAAGAGAUGUAGAUGAACAGUUUGAACAUUACAAAACCAGAAAUUCAGAGGAUGAAGAGUAUGAUUAUGAACAUGAUCACACAACAAUACUGAAACAGAUUUAUGAGCAUGAUAAAAUAAACGAGGUCAAGUUUCCAACAAGACCAUCAGGGAAUAUUUGGAAUUUUUCAAAGUAUUUUUCAGCCUUCCCGAUCUUUGAGAACAUGGAUAAAGACAAGACUGCAGCAAGUUUUGAGAACUUACAAAAACCGUUAUCUUUAAAAGCAGUGAAGAAAUCAGAAUUUAAACUCCCUACUCCAGCACAACAAGUAAUAUUUGUAAACAAUGAAACACUUGCGAUGAUCUCUUCGUCAAAUUCUCUGCUAUUCUACAACCCAUCCGAUGGAACUUCAAUGCCAUGUAAUCUUCCAUUGGAAAUGGCGGGAAAACCCUUGUUAAGUUCUGGACUAACCAGAGAUACUAUGUACGUCAGCUGCUUGUCCAAAAUUCAGAAGUUUAAGAUAAAAACCUUGAAAAAAUCAGUCAGUGCUAAGUGUGUCAGAGAAAUAGAUUUGAAGCAAGAUUUUUGCGUUUUUGGUGUAGAUGAGGAACAAAAUAGAAUCGUAACAGCAUCAAAAACCCAUGUGACUAUCUUUUCAUUCUCGCCUGUUUUAUCAGUUAUUAACACGAUCAUCUUCGAGAAUCCACAAAUGUGCCCUGUAAUGGCUCUGUCGAAGACCUUUGACCGACUUGCUAUUCUGGCAGGGAAAAAUGAGGUUAUUUGUUUCUCAAUCACUGGAGAGGAAAUAUUUCGAUUUCAACAGAAAGACGCAGAGAAACUUCAAUGUUUGUCAUUUGAUGCACAAAAUAAUGUAUACACAUUGUGUUGGAAAUAUCCAAGCUGCGAAAAGUUUGUUGCAGAUCAUUCUUGUUAUUAUGAUCGUUAUAAAGACGGAAAACAUGAUUAUUCUCUGUUUCCAGCAGGCGCUGUUUGUAAUUAUUGUGAAACAAAUGUCUAUGGAAAUUGCGUAAAUUGUGAAGAACCAGCCCAAGCACAUCUUCAUCUGCAAAAUAACGAAGUUCUUCAAAUUUUGCAUGACGGUAGUAGUAGUCGAUGUUUUAUAUCAGAUUGUCCCGGAGCAAUUUUAAUUUUUUUCAAUCAAGUAUAUGAUGACGUUUUCAUUGCUGAUGAAAAGAAAUGUGCUGUCUACACUGUUCAAAGCUGA
This is a messenger RNA of Saccostrea cuccullata (small rock oyster), 1914 nucleotides long. RefSeq lists its product as uncharacterized. Bases 1 to 1914 code for a protein of 637 amino acids. Gene Ontology annotation, molecular function: zinc ion binding; protein binding. The transcript has a single exon. Lineage: Eukaryota; Metazoa; Mollusca; Bivalvia; Ostreida; Ostreidae. The record is from RefSeq and is a predicted model, not a curated record.